AUGGAUCUUCUACACAGCUGGGGCGUGGAGCUGGCUGUCUAUCUGCAGACCAGAUAUGGUAAAUAUGAAGGUUUGUUCAAUCUGGCAUCCACAGUGGCCGAUCUGCACACCACGUUCUUCUGGUUGUUCCCGAUCUGGUUCCACCUGCGGAGGGACACGGCACUCAGGCUCAUCUGGGUGGCUGUCAUCGGAGACUGGCUCAACUUGGUCCUAAAAUGGGUUCUAUUUGGGGAAAGACCUUACUGGUGGGUUCAUGAGACCAAGUUUUAUGGAGCAGGACCGGCCCCUUCACUCCAGCAGUUCCCCAUCACAUGUGAAACUGGACCAGGAAGUCCUUCAGGUCAUGCCAUGGGUGCAGCUGGUGUCUGGUAUGUGAUGGUAACAGCGCUGCUCUCUAUUGCAAGAGAAAAACAGUGCCCCUCGUUGCUAUACAGAUUUUUGUAUAUAGGCCUGUGGAUGCUAAUGGGCCUGGUCGAGCUGGUGGUAUGCAUGUCCAGGGUCUACAUGGCUGCUCACUUCCCACACCAGGUUAUUGCAGGAAUCAUUACAGGCACACUGGUAGCUGAAGUUGUUUCCAAGGAGAAAUGGAUCUACAGCGCGAGCCUGAAGAAGUACUUCUUAAUUACCCUCUUCCUCACCUCCUUUGCUGCUGGCUUUUAUGUGCUUCUUAAAGCUCUGGAUGUGGACCUGCUGUGGACCAUGGAGAAAGCCCAGAAGUGGUGCAUCAGGCCAGAGUGGGUUCACCUAGACUCUGCCCCCUUUGCUAGCCUCCUGCGGAACAUGGGCAGCCUGUUUGGUCUGGGCCUCGGUCUGCACUCACCGUUCUACAAGACAACCAAGAUGAAGAUUAUGAACGCCCCUUUCAGGAUUGGAUGUAUUGUCAUCUCUGUAUCCCUGCUUCACCUGUUAGAUGGAUGGACAUUUUCCCCUGAAAACCAUAUGACUUUCUAUGCCCUUUCCUUUGGUAAAAGUGCUGUUGCACUUUUGAUCCCAACUACUUUGGUGCCUUGGGCUCUCAGCAAGAUUUACCCUGUAAAGACAGAAGGCAAAAACUUGUAG
Molecule: messenger RNA, 1059 nt
Organism: Pelmatolapia mariae (spotted tilapia)
Lineage: Eukaryota; Metazoa; Chordata; Actinopteri; Cichliformes; Cichlidae
Product: glucose-6-phosphatase catalytic subunit 1
Exons: 5
Coding region: 1-1059 (352 amino acids)
Biological process (GO): gluconeogenesis; glucose 6-phosphate metabolic process
Cellular component (GO): membrane
Molecular function (GO): glucose-6-phosphatase activity
Source: RefSeq, a predicted model, not a curated record